AAUGUAAUAUGAUCAGGGGGGGUGAGACGGGCCAGGGUGUCCCCGGCAAGGAUUAGGAUAAUGCAGAGGGUGGAGGCGACGUCGAGGGUCAACCGGGUGUUUUUCGUGGUUUUUGGGUCAUGGCUGGUACUCGGUGGGUACACCCGAGGGGACCCGGACCCCCCGGAGUUCACGACGGUGGAGGACAUGACAGGACGAGGGUUGAAAAAGUUUGGGGAUGAAUGCAGGGAGGACCGGGAGUGUGGGUUCGCCGGGUCCUUCUGCGACCCCAGGAACCGGAAGUGCUUCUGCCGAGAGGAGUUCAGUGCUACGAAUCACAUCGACAAAUGCGGACAUCCUGUCAAUGUCAACGAGUCCUGCUUCUUCACCGAACAGUGUGAACUCAAGGUGCCCCAGACAGAGUGCAGGGACAGCAGGUGCAUCUGCAUCUUCGAGAAAAUCCCUGUCAUGAACCCCAAUGGCAUCAUCGAGUGUCUGGCUGAAGUGAAGGAGCAGGAGAAUCUCAGAUACGUUGAUCCAGCGAUGAUCGGGAUCCUGGUGGCGAUGGCCCUCAUGUUCAUCAUCAUUUGUGUCGUUCUUCGACUCUUCAGCAAGGCACGUUGGCGUGAGAAUCGAACCAUCUUCAACACUCCCAACGCUCGUCUGAUGAACGUUUCACUUCUUCGUGACAACAACAAGCUGCUGCAUGCCCAGGAGCGAAGGGGCUCACGAGCGAGUCAACGUGGCCCUUCCCGCCAGCCCUCGAUGGCAUCCUUAAGGGCCCAUUCACCCAAUGGGUCCCAGCAAGGUGGGAAAAAUCCCCAGCGAGUCAACAGGUCUCGUACAGGUUCACGUCGUGGAAGUCGUGGAAGUAGUGGCAAUACAUCAGCUGUAUCAGCACCUGGUACGAGGCCAAGUAAAUCACCACCGAAUAACACAACUGGUCUUGCUGAUACCGUACACGAGAGUAUAACUGUGGAAAUAACAGAAGCUAAAGCGUAAAUCAAUCGAUUGUUCAACGUAUUAUCGAAAUUAGGAGAAUCCCAUAACGUUGGAUUAAUUAUUGGGUCUUAAUUAGGGUCGAAAGUCGAGAAAUUACGAUGAUUUCUGCAUCAUUUCACUCAUUAUCACGAAAUACUGUAGGUCAACUUGUCCUGGCGAUUGUUUAAACAUUUCCAGAAGACGUUUCUUCAGUCGAAAAAAUUUAAACAAUUUUUUUUUCAAUAGUUGACAGUUCUCUUCGUAAAUUAUGAUUUUUAAAAUUUUUUUUGGGGUUAAUUAAGCGUUAAUUAACGCAACUCGACGUCGAGAGGGAAUUUAUGGGAAUGGGAUAACGUUUGCGAACCAAAGUAUUAAAUUAAAUAAAUAAAUAACAAGUGGAGAUUGCAAAUAAAUCAGCUCAUGAGAUUCGCAACUUCACGUGUGAAGAGAAGAAAAAUUAAUUAGCGAACGGGACCACACGAUAAAGUUUCCAAUCAGCGAAAUGGAGAAGUGAGAAGUUGAUAAUUGUCUAGACAGCCACUUGAUACAUCUCUAUCCCUUGAUAAUUAUCAGAUAAACUAAUUUGCACAAUUAGGUAGAUUAAUUACAGCACAAAUGCUCCCUUCGCUAUAAAUAAAUAAUCAUGAGUGAUAAUCACAACUCAAGUCCUCUUAUUGAUAAUUAUAAACAAUGAAAUUACCUGAAUCAAUAGAAAAUCUAUCGAAUUAUGGAGAUUAAAUUGAGGUAGAUAAUUGAGAUUGUAAUUCAAUACACGAUUAAUUAAUUAUUAGAUUAAUUAUUCAUGAAACUCUGCAAAUUUAGUGCCUAUGCUGUCGCAUAAAUAAUCAUUAACGAUUAAAAAAUUAAAUAUUAAUACAAAAAUAACUCUUAAAGGAGGAACAAUGCUUUCAGCUGAAUGUCAUUGAACUAACUCACCUUGAAAUUAAAUUAUUAAUUAUUCAAGGGACAAAUUAAAGGGAUUAAACUGCUACCGAACAUUCAUAAUAACAAUUAACGAUAAAGCCUAGCGACUGUGCUAUUCUGUGAUUGUAAAAUGCUGUCAUAAAAGUUUAAAAUAAUCUCUAACCUACAAUUAGCAUUUGAUUGACGAUAAAAUCUUGUGGAUAAAAUUUUAAACAAAAUUAUGAUAACGAGGUAUGGCCUGAUAUCGAGGGACAAUUAGGGGAAGAUUAUCCCUCGGUAUUCGCCAAUCAGACGAUCAACUCUGGGAAUCGACCACACGUAGUCUAGCCACCAAUGUUUAUUGGUAAUUUAGUUAACGCUAGAGUGAAUUUAUUGAUAAUUAAAUAGUUGAACUCUCUAUCCCUUGGCUUAGAGCUGAGUGUCAAUGGCACUCCCUUUUUUACCUCUUUUUUACUCUUUCAAAGAAUGAAAAAAGUGAAAAAAAAUGUAGAAAACACUCAAAGUCGUGUUUGUAACAAAAUAAUUCACAAAUCGAUAGAAAUCAGUGACUCAGUGACUCAAGGAUUUACCACAUCUUCAGCACUCGAUUGAAACUUAACAUUAUUUUUCAUUAUCUCUAGAAUUAAUUCACGAGGAGGGGGUAGUCCGGCAUCGGGGAAGCGCUUGGACUACUCUUUAUCGUGAAUGAUACCAAAAAGUAAUCAAAAAACUAUUUUAUUGAAUCCUAACCUCAAAAUAAUUUAACCUCAUUUUCUUGGAUGAAAUUUGUUGGUGACGAGUCAAGAAGAGUUUAUUCUGCUUUUAUAGUCGUUAAAAGUCUAAUUCGUUACGCUGACGAUCAUUAAUGAUUAAUUAGUUGAUGCUUUAUGAGGUGACGAACAGAAUUAUAGUAAUUAAUUGCAAAGCUGCUUAUUUAUUAUUAAAAAAAUCCUUUUAUCGUUCCUGAUAUUUUACAGACAAAGUGAUACAUUUCACUUUGUCACACCCAAUUAUUCUCUCGUAGUAAUUAAUUUCCGUUGUACUCGACAGUAAUUACUGAGUACAACAUUUCAAUAUUAAUUAUCGUAGCUUAAUUAUCUCAUUAAGAUGAUAAACAUUUAUUAAAUUUGACUUAUCUGUAAUGUCUUUGCUAUCUGAAUUCAUUUUAAUAAAAUUAUCUUACACUGGA
Molecule: messenger RNA, 3052 nt
Organism: Diachasmimorpha longicaudata
Lineage: Eukaryota; Metazoa; Arthropoda; Insecta; Hymenoptera; Braconidae
Gene: jus
Exons: 6
Coding region: 61-981 (306 amino acids)
Source: RefSeq, a predicted model, not a curated record